AUGGCGUCGACCGCGUUUCGCGACUCUUUAAGCUCGCUGGGCUGGAGCCGCAGACAAGAUGAGCCAGUCAACACAGCUCCGGAGACGGGCCUAUUCGCAUCCAUCAGGAACUUGAACCCGUUCCAGGACCGCAGCUAUGUCCGACUUCCAACCUCAGAAGGUCCAGGUGCGCCUCUACCGGCUCCCACUCGGCGAGAAGAGGAGGAAGGCUGGUUUGUUCUCAGUAGAUGGGACCGGCUGUUGGUCUUUGGGGCCUGCAACUUGGCUGCUCUGGCCUGUUUUGCCAUUUGCUUCACCCUGUUUCCGAUAUUGGCAACCCGGCCGCGCAAGUUUGUUGUUUUAUGGACCGUUGGGUCUGUACUCUUCUUAGCCUCGUUUGCAGCGGUCAUGGGCCCUAUGAACUAUGUCUACCAUCUUCUCUCCGCGCAACGACUGCCGUUCACAGCAGCGUAUUUUGGUUCCAUUGCCAUGACACUUGUCUUCGCACUCAAGCUGCAUAGCACCAUCUUAACCCUCUUUUCCUCCCUUGUCCAGUUGGCAUGUCUACUAUGGUACCUCAUCAGCUACUUUCCCAUGGGCGCCACUGGUCUCCGUCUAGCCGCAUCAUUUGGAACCCGGCAAGCAACGUCAUGGAUGUCAGGAUAG
This is a messenger RNA of Pochonia chlamydosporia 170, 645 nucleotides long. Its product is annotated as syntaxin. Gene Ontology annotation, cellular component: membrane. NCBI's taxonomy places the organism in Eukaryota, Fungi, Ascomycota, Sordariomycetes, Hypocreales, Clavicipitaceae. Gene Ontology annotation, biological process: vesicle-mediated transport. Bases 1 to 645 code for a protein of 214 amino acids. The record is from RefSeq and is a predicted model, not a curated record. The transcript is spliced from 4 exons.